AUGAAAGUCACGGUUCAGUCACCUGUUGCAGAGGAUCCCGCUCAACAGAAUGGGAGAUGGAAGAUCGAUCUAGUUGGACUGAGUGCUAGCCUUACGGAGGAUGAUAUCGCUUCCGUCUUUCCUUCAUUUGAAAAGCCUUGUCAGAUUGCUAUCGGAGACCUGAGUUAUGAGAUGGACCCGGAAAUGGACUCGACCUUGGUCAAGUCAAUGCUGUACGAGAAGGGCGAAUUAGAAAAGUGGAACGUUUUUGACAGUUCUACCGCCAAACGGAUCAAAGCCCAAGCAACCUUUGUGGAAGAAUGCCAUGCACAAGUUGCCGCCUCUUCCCUCGAUGGAACAGAGUUACCAUUCAACCACAACGGGAAGCUUUUCGUCCAACUCAUUACUUCCGUGAAAUUCAAGGUAUCAGCCCGCGUUUACGAUGCCGUGAAGAAGACAAUCAAUGCACACAAACCCGAGUGGGAUCGGCAGUUCAUACGUUAUUCCGCCCUCCCUGAGCGCGGGUUUAACCGGAUCCUGAAGAUCGAGGGUGAGGAUCGUCAGCUAGUCGCCCAGGCCAAAAGAGCUUUGGAAAAGGUCAUUACUGGCACUGUUUUGACGAUGGACGGGAAGAAUAUUUGGUACUCUAACCUCAAGAUCGGCAAGAAUGCUUACAAGAAGCUUCAGAAGAUCGAGCGAGACCUUGAGGUCGUUAUCAUUCGCGAUAUACGAGCCUCAAACUUCCGCGCUUUUGGCCCUGAGGAUCGGUUAGCACAAGCUGCUGAAGCCCUGAAGCAACUCAUCGACGAAUUGAAAGCAAGCGACCAUGCCAUCAAAAACUGA
Molecule: messenger RNA, 822 nt
Organism: Fusarium musae
Lineage: Eukaryota; Fungi; Ascomycota; Sordariomycetes; Hypocreales; Nectriaceae
Exons: 2
Coding region: 1-822 (273 amino acids)
Source: RefSeq, a predicted model, not a curated record